Molecule: messenger RNA, 1399 nt
Organism: Musa acuminata AAA Group (dessert banana)
Lineage: Eukaryota; Viridiplantae; Streptophyta; Magnoliopsida; Zingiberales; Musaceae
Product: protein LATERAL BRANCHING OXIDOREDUCTASE 1
Exons: 4
Coding region: 128-1225 (365 amino acids)
Source: RefSeq, a predicted model, not a curated record
UCGAGAACCAACGGACGGCCGUGGGAGAGCCGAUGGGCUCUAUAUAUGGCCAUGCUCUGCCGAGGCAGAAGCACAACACGAGCUAAUUGCAGCAGAGUAGCAGUUGGUAUACAUUCUUGCGACCUCUAUGGCUCCGGUGUUGUGCUCUAGCACGAGUUCUGAGAUCAGGAUCGGAGAGGUCGAAGACAUCCAGGAGCUGCGGAGAGCUCGGCCGACGACCGUCCCCGAGAGGUACGUGCGGGACACGAACGAGCGGCCGGCUCUGUCGACGAUCCUCCCCUCCUCUCUGAGUGUCCCUGUCAUCGACUUAUCGAAGCUGGUCUGCGGCACCAAAAGACAGAGCCAGGAAGAGAUGGCAAAGCUCACCGCUGCCUGCGAGGAGUGGGGCUUCUUCCAGGUGAUCAACCAUGGGAUAGAGAAAGAGUUGCUGGAGACCAUGGAGAGGGUGGCGAAGGAGUUCUUCAUGCUACCUUUGGAGGAGAAGGAGAAGUAUCCAAUGGCGCCAGGCACGAUUCAGGGGUACGGCCAUGCCUUCGUCUUCUCGGAGGAUCAGAAGCUGGACUGGUGCAACAUGCUUGCACUUGGUGUGGAGCCUGCCUUCAUUAGAAAGCCUCAUCUCUGGCCUACAAACCCAGCUAAUUUAAGCUACACAUUGGAGAAGUACUCGAAAAGCAUACGAAGGCUCUGCCAGAUUUUGCUCAUGUUCAUAUCGAGGAGCCUUGGAUUGAGCCCAAACUACUUCGACGAGAUGUUCGGCGUGGCGGUGCAGGCCGUAAGGAUGAACUACUACCCUCCAUGCUCGAGGCCAGACCUCGUUCUGGGGCUCAGCCCUCACUCCGAUGGCAGCGCCCUGACCGUGCUGCAGCAAGACACGGCAUCCGUCGGCCUGCAAAUUCUAAAAGACAACGCCUGGGUGCCCGUCCACCCCAUCGCCGAUGCUCUCGUCAUCAACAUCGGUGACACGAUCGAGGUCCUGACGAAUGGCAGGUACAGGAGCGUGGAGCACAGAGCCAUCACCAACAAAGAGACCGACAGGCUCUCGGUGGUCACCUUCUAUGCUCCGAGCUACGACGUCGAGUUGGGCCCUGUUCCUGAGCUCGUCAAUGACCAGCAGCCAUGCAGGUACAGGCGAUUCAAUCAUGGCGAGUACAGUCGCCACUACGUCACCAACAAGCUGCAGGGCAAGAAGACCCUGGAAUUUGCCAAGAUUCAGACAAGCUACUGAGCAAGAAAGCCAAACUCUAGACUUCUCCAAGUACAUUCCCCUACUAUGUCGACAUGUCUAAGCAGAAUGAUUAGCCAAGCAUGUUGUGUUAAAGAUAUUUACACGAAGUGUGUAAUGGGAUGUGUGAUCAUAUUAAGGUGAAUAUAAAGCCACCCAUCUUGACUUUUGAACGCA